Molecule: messenger RNA, 1074 nt
Organism: Rhincodon typus (whale shark)
Lineage: Eukaryota; Metazoa; Chordata; Chondrichthyes; Orectolobiformes; Rhincodontidae
Product: serine protease 52-like
Exons: 6
Coding region: 1-1074 (357 amino acids)
Biological process (GO): proteolysis
Molecular function (GO): serine-type endopeptidase activity
Source: RefSeq, a predicted model, not a curated record
AUGCGUUUCUGGUCCCCUCCUCCUCUAACGACCUACAAUGUGGCGCCUCACAGACCAUUAACAGCUGGAGAGAUGUUCUUCGUCUACUUCCUGCUGGUCCUCCUCUGCAUUGAGAACAGCCCAGCAGGCUGCAGAGGUCGAUCCCAUCACAGACAGAGACGCCUGGACUCCCAGAUCAUCGGAGGGAGUGCCACCAAGCCAGGCGAUUGGCCGUGGCAGGUGAGCCUCCAGAAAUACAGCACGCACAUCUGUGGAGGCUCCAUCCUCAACCAGUGGUGGGUGUUGACAGCAGCUCAUUGUCUGAAAAGGUUCAGGGCUAAACAACUCUCAGUGGAGACGGGCUCUAUAGAACUGAGGCACCACAAAGCGCAGACAUACAAGGUGGCUGGCAUCGUCAUUCACCAGAGCUACAACCACUUGAACCUCGAUAACGACAUCGCAAUCGUGGAGCUGGAGACCCCCAUCUCCUUCAGUGAUGACCAGAUGCCCGUUCUGCUGCCCCUGAAUGACCAGUUCGACAUUGACGACUGGAAACCCUGCUUCGUCAUUGGAUGGGGUACAACCCAACAUGAGAAGAGGCCGACGAUCCUACAAGAGGUGGAAGUGGAGCUAAUUGACUGGCACAGCUGUCGGAAGUGGGUGAAAGGUCUCACGAAAAACAUGCUGUGCGCCGGGUACGAGGAAGGUGGACGAGACGCCUGUCAGGGAGACAGCGGGGGUCCGCUGAUGUGUCAAGGCAUGAACUCCGAAGCUUGGAUCCAGGUUGGGAUUGUGAGCUGGGGGAAUGGGUGUGGUGAGUUCCAGAGCCCUGGGGUGUACACUCUGCUUGCCAACUACCUGGACUGGCUGGAGGUGAAGGCGAACGAGGCUGGAAGACCCUACACCCCAGGAAGGGACAUUCCUUCUGAACCUGCGAAGCAAGUGGUGGAAGCUAACACUACAUCCCAGGCUUCAUACCCCUUCCAGGAUCUGACAGCACUACAAUCCACAACCUCCAGAACCGACCGAGGCAACACCCUCCUCUCGAUAGUGACAUUGGCAUGGGGAGUUCUAUUGGCUGAGAUUGAUAAAUAA